AGACACUCGCUAGUCACUGCCCACAGCGGUAAUCGGACAAGCCUCAUUCCCUUCCACCGUCCGUCACCCUGCAGAGAUACGGCCUGGCGCUCUGGGCUUUAAACGCCUAAAAUGAGAGCGAACAGGGCUGCCUUGCAUCUGUAAUUCACGCGUGAGCCUCUGCUUCAGCUGUUGGUAAAGUGCUUUUUGACCUGGAGAGAUACAGGCAGCAUCGGAGAGGCACGGAGCAACAGGAAGGUACCCCACUUCCCCACUUUUCCAGCAACAGUGGGAAGAGGCACACAAGCUCAUUCAGAUGAUUCUGAUCCAUCCGGUUCCAGGUCUAUGGAAAUGCAGGAUCUAACCAGCCCACACAACAGAGUCAGUGGAAGCAGUGAGUCCCCCAGUGGUCCAGGUCUCGACAACUCGCACAUCAAUAACAACCCCAUCACCCCAAAUGGCACAGAAGGUGAUAACAUCACCAUGCUCGCCACAGCCGACUGGCUGCUAGCUCCUAGUGCGCAGGACGCUUCAGUUAAAACGGAACCAAUGAGCAGCUCUGAGAUCACCACCUCCACAGCUGAAGGCUCUCUGGACAGCUUCUCAGGAUCAGCUAUUGGAACUGCUGGCUUCAGCCCAAGACAAGCGCACCAGUUCUCCACACAGCUCUAUCCUUCCAACCGGCCUUACCCGCACAUUCUACCCACCCCCUCCUCCCAGAACAUGGCGGCGUACGGGCAGCCUCAAUACACAACGGGGAUGCAGCAAGCCACUGCCUACGCCACCUACCCUCAACCUGGCCAGCCCUACGGGAUCCCAGCCUACGGCAUCAAGACUGAGGGCGGCCUGGCGCAGGCCCAGUCUCCGGGCCAGACCAGCUUCCUGAGCUACGGAUCGGGCUUCAGCACGCCACAGACAGGACAGGCCCCCUACAGCUACCAGAUGCAAGGAAGUGGUUUCACGACGACGGCGGGCCUCUAUGCGGGCAGUAACUCCCUGACAAACUCCAGCGGCUUUAACAGCCAGCAGCAGGUUACCCCGCCAUACCCGGCCUUCAGCCAGGGCCAGUACCCUCAGUAUUACAGCAGCUCCCCAUACCCCUCCCCCUACAUGACGAGCAACAACACCAGCCCCUCCACCCCGUCCACUACAGCCACCUACACGCUGCAAGAGCCCCCGUCCGCCGUCACCAGCCAGGCCAUUACGGACCCCCCAGCCGGAGAGUACAGUACGAUGCACAGUCCAUCAACUCCCAUUAAAGAUUCAGAUUCAGAUCGAUUGCGUCGCUCCUCGGACGGAAAGUCACGCGGCCGGGGCAGGAGGAACAACAACCCGUCCCCCCCACCGGACUCCGACCUUGAGCGAGUUUUCAUCUGGGACCUGGAUGAGACCAUCAUCGUCUUCCACUCCCUGCUCACAGGGUCCUACGCCAAUAGAUACGGACGGGACCCGCCCACAGCUGUGUCAUUAGGACUAAGAAUGGAGGAAAUGAUUUUCAACUUGGCCGACACACAUUUGUUCUUCAACGACCUGGAGGAGUGUGACCAGGUCCACAUCGAUGACGUGUCGUCUGACGACAACGGCCAGGACCUCAGCACGUACAACUUCAGCACGGAUGGCUUCCAUGCCGCGGCCACCAGUGCCAACCUGUGCCUGGCCACCGGAGUGCGCGGCGGCGUCGACUGGAUGCGGAAGCUCGCCUUCCGCUACCGGCGGGUAAAAGAAAUCUACGGCACCUAUAAGAACAAUGUUGGAGGCCUCCUCGGCCCAGCCAAACGGGAAGCCUGGUUACAGCUGAGAGCGGAAAUCGAGGCCCUGACCGAUUCCUGGUUAACUCUGGCCCUCAAAGCCCUGACACUGAUCCACUCCAGGUCAAACUGUGUGAAUAUUUUGGUGACCACGACGCAGCUCAUCCCUGCCCUGGCCAAGGUCUUACUCUACGGACUGGGAAUUGUGUUUCCCAUUGAGAAUUAUAGUGCAACGAAAAUCGGCAAAGAGAGCUGUUUCGAGAGGGUCAUCCAGCGCUUCGGAAGGAAAGUUGUUUACAUUGUCGUGGGAGACGGAGUGGAAGAGGAACAGGGCUCCAAAAAGCACAACAUGCCGUUCUGGAGGAUCUCCAGCCACUCUGACCUUAUGGCUCUCCACCACGCUCUGGAGCUGGACUACUUGUAGCGCCUGCGGCAGACGGCCGAGAAACCUCCGGGCCCCCGCCCUGCCCUGACCCCCCACACCUCCCCGCUCAGCCCGUGCCCGC
This is a messenger RNA of Brienomyrus brachyistius, 2233 nucleotides long. It is a transcript of the gene eya1, whose product is annotated as EYA transcriptional coactivator and phosphatase 1. Gene Ontology annotation, cellular component: nucleus. NCBI's taxonomy places the organism in Eukaryota, Metazoa, Chordata, Actinopteri, Osteoglossiformes, Mormyridae. Gene Ontology annotation, biological process: cell differentiation; positive regulation of DNA repair; negative regulation of extrinsic apoptotic signaling pathway in absence of ligand. The record is from RefSeq and is a predicted model, not a curated record. Gene Ontology annotation, molecular function: protein tyrosine phosphatase activity.